UGCGCGGGGAAGAAGCGGCUGAAACCUGGACGACAUGGAGGACGACGCGCGUUUUGGGUGUGAUCUUGUACCGUGGAUGUAACGGAGGCGUUGGGCGACUUUUCUCGGGUGGACAGGCGCAGAGGUCCAAAGUGCGCGCACCUUUGCGGAUCCGGAUCAGGACCUGUUUUGCCCCCCGAUUGGACAUAAACUGUCGUUUUGGGUCGCACCUAAUCGGGACGAUACAUGCGUGUGGAUUGUAACGGCAGCGAUCUGCGGGUCUGCAGGGGCCAUAUUGAAGCUCGUAGGAACUGAGUCUAAGAUGAAGUUAUGGGACGUCGCGGCCAUGUGUUUGUUGCUCCUGAGCUCCGUAGCUACCCGGCCUCUCUACCACCCAAGCAGCCCGCAGCAGCCAGACAAGAGGACCUUCCCUGACGCGCACCCAUCCCAGGACGACCGAGAGGAGACCUUGUUGUUGUUGCGGCGACGCCACGCGGAGCGCAGCCUGCAGGACGUCUCCAUGGAGGAUCAAUAUGACACCACGGAUCCUGAUUCCGAGCACUUUGAUGACGUCAUGGACUUCAUCGAGGACACCAUCGGCAGACUGCGGCGAUCCUCGGAGUCGCGUGUCCAGAAGGAGCAGCGUCAGAGAGGAUCAUCAAACAGCAGAGGUCCGAGAGGCGAGAGGAGACGAGGGCGGAGUCGAGGCAAGGGAGGACGAGGCGAGCGAGGCAGAGGGAGGACGUCGGUCCAGAGUCGAGGCUGCCUGCUGAAGGAGGUCCACCUCAACGUGACUGACUUGGGUCUCGGCUACCAGACCAAAGAGGAGCUGAUCUUCCGCUACUGCAGCGGGCCGUGUGCAGAGGCCGAGACCAACUACGACAAGAUCCUCAACAACUUGAGUCACAGCAGGAGGCUGGACAAGGACACGCCCGCCCGCACGUGCUGUCGGCCAAUCGCUUUUGACGACGACUUGUCCUUCCUGGACGACAACGUGGUGUAUCACACGCUCAAGAAACACUCGGCCAAGAAGUGCGGCUGUGUUUGACGCCGCGCAUUUUUUGCAGGGAAAGCCGGAGCCUAUCCCAGCUAACUUUGGCGGACUACACGCUGGAUGGAGACUAAAUAUGGUUACAUUUCCUGCCUUUCCUGAAACACCACACACAAAAAAAGUUUCUUUUU
Messenger RNA from Entelurus aequoreus (snake pipefish), 1161 nucleotides. It is a transcript of the gene gdnfa, whose product is annotated as glial cell derived neurotrophic factor a. The record is from RefSeq and is a predicted model, not a curated record. Gene Ontology annotation, biological process: peripheral nervous system development; negative regulation of neuron apoptotic process; positive regulation of branching involved in ureteric bud morphogenesis. The transcript is spliced from 3 exons. The coding region runs from base 302 to 1027 and encodes 241 amino acids. NCBI's taxonomy places the organism in Eukaryota, Metazoa, Chordata, Actinopteri, Syngnathiformes, Syngnathidae. Gene Ontology annotation, molecular function: receptor tyrosine kinase binding; growth factor activity; glial cell-derived neurotrophic factor receptor binding.